GUUUACGAUCAGACAAUUAGUCGAUGUCAUUUUCGAGGUGGUAGAUUCGCUGCGACAGGCCGGAGAACCUGCAUUGCAGCAUUUACCCGUCUUAGAAGCCGAAGAUAGGGUGCAAUAUUUGCCUAUGCCCGUUGAUGAUCCAAGGCAAAGACGACCAGACAUUGAGAGGGCAAAGACUCUUUUGAAUUGGGAACCAAAAUGGGAAUUGAAGGAUGGAAUCAAGGAGAUGGCAUUGUACUAUAUACAACAGAUCAAGACUGGACAAUUGUAAUUGCCAAUGUAAUGCAUUUUAUCGCAUAUAUUCGACAUAAGAACAUUAGUAGUUGGCGUAAUUAAUUUACUCGUCCCACAAAAAAAGAUGACGAGUAAGAAUGCAUGCGGCCUGUAGUGCAAAGGCCAAAGGUCAAUAUCUUAGCCUUUCUUUACUUCAUUUCCUCACCAACAUCUUUGCCCAGAAUGGUGCAUCAUAUCACAAAGGUUGAAGAAGUCACCUUCAUGGUGCAUGAGAUUGCUAUUCUCAAGCAUCCCGACAUCUUGAUGACAGAUGCAGAAUGGCAAAGAUAUCGAAAAUUAGCCUCCUCCUACAUUCAUCAUCGUAGUAGAGUUUCUCUCGUCGUCAGACGCUUUGACGAAUGGCGUAAUCAUUCAUACGAUCGAGACCAUGAAAAUGCCAAUGCACUUUACAACACUAAUGCAGGCUCAGAAAGGUACGAACAAGGCGAUUUUUUCGUUCAUCAGGAGGUGGAAUUGCAAGAUGGAGGAGACGAUGAUGAUGGUGAAGGUUAUGAAAUGUUGGACGAUUAUGAGCGAGAGACAAUCGAAUUGCAAAAGGAGGUUGCCAAUCUCGAGCAUCCCAGUGCACGUAUAGAAUUGCAAUUGGUCUGGGCUCAAAGAAUUGGAGGGACCCAAGAUCAAGAAUGCACAGAGGCUCAAAUCACUUCACCAUACGUGCUCAAGCUCAACAAAUUCAUCGCCAAAAAUGUUACCUGCAUGAACGCUGGAGGAGCCGCAUUUAAAGUUGAACAUACAAAUCGUGAAGUUGAACUCUCCUUUCGUCAUCCUUUAGAAGGACCGGAGUACAACUUUCGCAAAGUUCGAAUCUUUUUCCAUGAGAAUGAAGAGAUGCAAGAUUUUCUUUCUCGCAUUGACGUAAGUCGUCUUGUCAGCCAACUCGAAAAUAUUUGAUUGAUCCACUCCCCUUUUCCUCAGGUUCUCAUCGGUGUACGCCGUAGCAAGACUGCUUUACGCCUCAUCGAAAACACAAGGGAACAGUCGCGGAGCGAGAAGAAUGACUAUUGAAAUGUCAUCCCGUCGUAAGAAAAGGUAUCGAAGGGUAUCUCGCCGUGACAGCCCGUAAUGCUAUAAUUGCAAUGCACUACGAUCAUCAAGAAGGCUACAAUGAUCAAAACCAAGCGUAUAAAGCCUGCUGUUGUCCAUUUGCUGUAUACUACUCUGCUAAU
This is a messenger RNA of Meira miltonrushii, 1460 nucleotides long. RefSeq lists its product as uncharacterized. The record is from RefSeq and is a predicted model, not a curated record. The transcript is spliced from 3 exons. The coding region runs from base 457 to 1185 and encodes 242 amino acids. Lineage: Eukaryota; Fungi; Basidiomycota; Exobasidiomycetes; Exobasidiales; Brachybasidiaceae.